This is a messenger RNA of Fonsecaea pedrosoi CBS 271.37, 1833 nucleotides long. RefSeq lists its product as uncharacterized. Lineage: Eukaryota; Fungi; Ascomycota; Eurotiomycetes; Chaetothyriales; Herpotrichiellaceae. The coding region runs from base 1 to 1833 and encodes 610 amino acids. The transcript is spliced from 2 exons. The record is from RefSeq and is a predicted model, not a curated record.
AUGUCCCGCCUCACCAUAGUUCCAGUACACGACCGCAUUGCAGCAUCAACCGCGCUUUUCGAAUCGCCUGGGAUCCUCACCGAGAUGUACUGUACAAGCUCUACAUCGAGGACAGAAAGGUACGUUAAACCAACUCAUUACUCGUCGCCGCAACCCCAGUCGCGCACGGCUAACCAGAUUCAGUCCCUCGAGGAGAUUAUGCAGUACAUGCGCGAUGCCGCCAACUUCACUCCCUCCAAGCGCGCCUUUCAGACACAAUUCAAGAGAUGGGGAUUUCCGUCGAAGCGCAAGCCAUCUUUCCGCGACGAGGAUCUGGUUGAUCGCGUGAGGCAACUAUGGGAGGCAAACUACAGUCAACGCAAUAUGCUACACACUCUUCAGGCCGAAGGUCACGAUAUCAAGGAACGCGAACUGAUGAGACUGCGCGCGAAAAAUCGCUGGCUCAUGCGCAUUCCGAACGGUGCCAAGCAGACACCCGGCGAUGACCCGGAAGCACAGUUAAUAGAGGCUGCGAAGGAUGAUGAAAACAUGGCCCAAUCAGACCAACAACACGUUACCGAAGAGCCACCACCAGAUUUCGUGGAGCGUCAGAAGGAAAGACUUCAAGAACUUCAAGCCAUCAGCGACCAACGCUGGAGAGACAAGAAACGCCGUCGUCGAACCAAAGGGUAUGCAGGUCUGCCACCUGAUCCCGCGGGCAUGCCACCACGAUUCCCCUCCGAGACUACGCUUGAAGAAAGCCGAGAAAUAUUGAAUCUCGAUGCGAGACAAUACCGUGCCAUUCGCGAUCAGUUCCAAGGGAUUUGUGAGGAGGAGCAAAUCAUGCAAAAGACGGUUGCUGGGGCGGAGAAGUGGCAAGCCGUCAAAGAUCGCCUGGUUCGUGAGAAUACCCUGUUACAGGCCGUGAUGUGGCAGGACACCAGCAAUCUUCAAUCCAAAGAACUUGCCCUGGACGUCAUCUGCACCGAUGUUACGAAGCGCAUCCGGACGCUGGGUCGUAGAUUGACCAUCCUGGAGUCUAAGAAGGUGCUGGGCUUGAACCCUGAUCAAAGUCGACAGAUUCGUGGCGAGUUCUACGAGAUCCUCGAGUCGGAGUAUUACACGAGUAAGCUCGAGAUGGGACCGGCAAAGUGGAAGGAACUCAAAGAUCGUUGGGUCGCCAACAAUUCAUAUCUCCAGAGCAUCCUCGCAGCGGGCGACGCCGACCCGGAGCAUAACCGAAAGCUAGCGGCCAUGGAGCUGUUGUGUCGAGAUGUGAUGAAACGCGUGCGAGAUGACCGGGCAAAGAAGAAGGGCACUUUCAGGAAAAAGUCCGUUCAACCCUUGACGCCUGCAGCAGACACUGCAGACACUGCAGACACUGCGCCUCUACCACCUUCGCCACCAGUCGCUCCCGCACCAGCCUCUGCCAGUAGCGCAUAUCGAGACGCCCUGCCUGCAAAUCCAUUUGGUGAAGCACCGCCCCCGGCACCGCAGAAUGAUCUGUCAGACUUGCAAAUCGACCCCAACUUGUUGCAGGUGGCGGACCAUCUAGGCACCCCACAAGUCUCGAGGCGAACGCCGGUAUUUGUCCGUCCACAUCCCAACUCGACCAUGUACACGAGCACGAAACUCUCUCUCGGGUCUUUAAAUGGUCAAACUGUUCAGGAGCUUCAUGCCAUGCUCGAAGAAAUGUACCCCCAUGCAAAAGCGGAGCAGAUCAAUGGUAUCGACAAAGAUGGCGCAGGCAAGGAGAUUUCCUAUCUCAUUGAGGAAAAUGAUGAAUUAGAGGCGUAUCUCGACCACGUCCAAGGACGCAAGGCUAUGUUUGUGGUGGAGCUCAAGAGAGCUUGA